UGCAUGUAUGCAUGCGUUACAGCUGUGAAAGGUUCCACAGCAUGUAUGCAUGACUCAAUUGGUACGACUAAGGCUAACACUUAAUAGACAAAGGCCAUGUGGGUUUUGUUAUGAGGAAAGAUUGUUAGGCUUUGUUGUUUUAUGUCAUCUGUGCAAUCCCUUUGUUUACCUGGUUCAAAAGAAUUGCUAGAGUUUUUAAGUAUUCAGUUCAUUAAGAACAUUAUGGCUUAGAGACUGAACCCUCAACCUUUUCAUCUCUAUUCAAAGAUAGGGCUUUUAACAGCAUGUUUUAGCUAAUAAGAUGUCGUGUGGGCAUGAAAGUCAUUGAAAUAGUUGAUGUUGUUUUUGCAGUGGACUUCAUUGUUGAUAAUGAUGCUAAUGGUGAUAUAGCUGGAAAUGUGGCCGUGGACAUUGCUAGGGCUAGAGAUGAAAACGAAGUCGUUGAAAAUUCUGUUGAAGGAGAAUUUGAACAGUAUGAUCAUAAAAUGGAUAAAGAGUCUUUGGCUAUAGAUAUGAUCCCAGAUGCAGUUCCAGCUAUGUCAAUGGUUGCUGCAGAUGAGCCAUACAUAGGACAGGAGUUUGAUUCAGAAGCAUCUGCACAUGCAUUUUACAAUGCUUAUGCCACACGCAUAGGAUUCAUCAUCCGUGUAAGCAAACUUUCUCGAUCAAGACGUGAUGGAUCUGCUAUUGGCCGAGCGCUUGUUUGCAAUAAAGAGGGCUUCAGAAUGCCUGACAAGCGUGAAAAGAUUGUAAGACAAAGGGCAGAAACAAGGGUUGGUUGCAGGGCAAUGAUUUUGGUGAGAAAAGUAAGUUCUGGAAAAUGGGUGGUUACAAAGUUUGUGAAGGAGCAUACUCAUUCCUUGACACCUGGAAAAGCUCGAAGGGAUUGCAUUUAUGAUCAAUACCCGAAUGAACACGAUAAGAUUAGGGAAUUAUCACAGCAGCUGGCCAUGGAGAAAAAGAGAGCUGCGACCUAUAAAAGGCACCUGGAAUUGAUUUUUGAGCAGAUUGAGGAACAUAACGAGAGUCUAUCAAAGAAGAUCCAACAUAUAGUACACAGUGUGAGGGGCAUGGAAAACAAACCACAGCAGAGUCAGACAUAGUUUCAGCAUUAUUUGUUCCAGAGCACACAGUUCAUAAUGGUAUACAGAAUGCUGCUGGUUGUAUAGCAUACUCUUCCUCUUGGCUUAGAUACCAGAUGCUGACCUUGUUCUAGCGUUUAGUUUUAGGUGUCUAGUUAGUUUAUUAAAACCUUGUGAAGAUGUUUGGUUCAGUUGACAUUCAUUUGAAUACAUUGUAUAACUGUGCUCCUCUUUCUGGAGCACACGGUGAGCAGGAGAAAUAGAGAGUUCCUGUACAGUUCUUCUGGUCCAUGUUUGUCAGAGGAUUAGCCGAAAGAUAAACGUCCAGUUCAUAGAGAGCAUAGGCGUCGCCAUGGGAAGCUGAAAAUAAUACCCUGUUUCCAUUUUUUUUGGAAGCCCAUUUGAGUCGAGUUCUGUGUAUAGCAUAUGGAUGGUUUUUGGUUUUGCUAUUUAUAGUUGUUGAAUAUCAUUGUCUUUAAAAAUCCAUUGUAUUGUGGGUUCAUAAUUUUCUUCAUGGUC
Populus euphratica (Euphrates poplar) is the source of this 1601-nucleotide messenger RNA. RefSeq names its product protein FAR-RED ELONGATED HYPOCOTYL 3-like. Lineage: Eukaryota; Viridiplantae; Streptophyta; Magnoliopsida; Malpighiales; Salicaceae. The coding region runs from base 315 to 1103 and encodes 262 amino acids. The record is from RefSeq and is a predicted model, not a curated record. The transcript is spliced from 2 exons.